GAAAGCCGAGGGAUAGGAGUGAGGGUAGAGAGAAACUUGAACUGCUUCAGUCGAUUAGAAUAGUAGAGUAAGUUAAGAUGGAUGCUACAAAUCUAAAAGAUUGGAGUAUGAAUUUCGCCGCGUGAUUGACAAGUUGUAUUGAAGAAACAUCACUAAAAACGUUGUGGAGCAUUAAUAAAAUAGUAUUUUAUGAGUGAUGUAAAAUAUAAAGAAUGAAAUUACCAGUGUUAAAUGUGCGUUAGUUAUGAGUAAAACAUCUGCCAGCGAGAUAAAUGCUGUCUACUACAAUGGUGGAUAACAAUUGUAUUAUCGAGGGAAAUGUCAAAUUUCGCGAUGGCAAAAAAUGGAAAUCUCGGUGGUGUGUUAUGCGGAAAUUGUCGCCAGUUGCAGACUGUUUACACCUGCAACUUUAUGGAGACAGCAAAGAUAGGUAUAAACAAGGCCAGACCAAAGCGUCUUUGAGUUUACAACAUUUUUUAGGAAUAGAAAGUGGCUUUACUCUUGAUAAAGAGUCGAAUACUAUCGCGAUUAUUUGCCAAGACUUGAUAGUCGUGCUUGCUUUUGAUACAAGAGAACGCUUGAUACAGUGGCAGGUGAAGAUUUCAAGUAAUUUAGGAGAAGACCAACAAUUUUUAAUCAUAAUAUCAUCGGCACCAUCAAAAGCAAAAGUUGCGAAUGGUCCAGCACAUUUGCACAUUCAAGAUCGACGAUUUUGUCUCACAGUUGGUGUACCGCCUCGGCUUGUUGGCGUUUGGGAAAUUGCCCAUCUACGACGUUAUGGAGUAGUGGAGGGGAGAUUUUGCUUCGAAGGUGGGUCGAGAUGUGGUCGAGGGGAAGGGUUGCAUGUGCUUAUAACAGAUCAGGGCGACGAUAUCGUUAAGACGCUCCAGCUGGCAGCUGAGGGGAAGUUGGCGACACGAAAGAGGCCAUUGGGGCGCGAGCUAUCAGCGCAGGACAGCCCACGACGUCAAUUCAUUAGAUCUGAUACUAGAGCUAGUGAUUUUUUCCCCUCAACUGUUUCCUAUACUACUACCACUACUUACAAAGAACAAUUUGAGAGCUGUAAAACUGAGACUUCGCCUUGCUGGUCUUCAACCGAAAGCAGACAUCACACGGAAUUAGAUGGUGAUUACAGUUGCCGUGAAACGAGUUCUGUUACAGAGCUAACAGAUCAACAGACAGAAUGGAGAAAUGGCUCACUUCCACGACAAAAUACGUCUGGCUUAGAAAGAUGUUCCAGCUGCAUCAGUAAAUUGGGAGCAAUAUCGAAAAAUCCUAGUGGAAAUACAACAACCACUCUGAGUUCAACAUCUGGCAAUCAUCUCAAUAAUCCAGGUUGCCAUUUGCAGCAGCCACGCGCCUUCGACAGAUUAUCGUUAUCGUCAUACAGCAGUUCCAGUCACGAUAGCGAUUAUUCCGGCUCACAAAAUGCAGAUUCAAGUGUCUGUGUUCUAUCAAAAACGUCACCGGUUAAAGAGCAACCAGAUCAACAACAACAACAACAACAGCAGCAACCACAACAACAACUGCAAAUUCAGCAAACAGCGCAACCGCAGCAACAACAGAAAUCAUUAUCACCUAGUCCUACUACACUGCCACCAAGACCGCAGAAACCGUCCACUGCCAUAAUGAAGACAAAGAAGCCACCUAUGCCCUUGCCUAAUGAACAAAUUUGUACGUGCAAGUCUAAAAAUGCAGUUACACGUGUCAAGUCGAGCCCUUAUGAAAAUUAUGAUAUUCCAAAAACAAUUUUAGCUCAUCACAUGUCGCUAGAACCACCUACUAAUCAAGGUGAUCAAUAUUAUGAUACUCCUCGUAAGAUAAAAGAGUGUCUUGCACUCCCAAAAAAUUAUCCAAAUUACGAUACACCACAUACUCCACAAGCUGUUAUGUUACAACAGUGUGGAUGCCCGGCAAAAAUGUCAGCUCUAUCGCCAAGGUCUUUGGGAUGUCCCUGUCACAAUGUUAUGAGUUGGGCUGGUUUUGUUUUGCCUUAUUGCCGACGAGGAGCUGGCAUUGAGCCCACUGGCGUUGCCGUUCAUCCCGUGAAAUUAUCAGGAGAAGGAAAAAUGCCAGUUGUGAAUGCAAAUGGUGAACUAGCAAUUUAUCCAAGUGGCAGCAAAGAGUUUGGAAAUAAUCAUCUGGGCAGUUGUGCUAUAAAAAAUGAGAACGACUAUUUGUCAAAGUCUACAACGAAUAACUACGAAAAUGUGGAACCAGUUAUCGACACGCAACCAGAAUCAAAACGAGCCAAUUAUGUUAAUAUCGACUUUACCGAAUCUCUUGAACACUAUGAGAAUAGUAGAGAUCUUAUCACGAGGAUGGGUAUUUCUCAGGAAGAGAUGGAGGAAAUUGCAGACGGGUUGAAAGACAGGAAUAAUGAGGAGGAUAAUAGUGAGCAAGAAGUCGACAAGGUAUGUAAUAAAUGCGGUCAUGUAAAAGACAAUGCAACCAACUAUCUGCAGAUGGAUCCAGAUAAGCAGUUAAAGAAACCAUUUCCGGGGUACUUGCCGAUGCAGCCUGCUCAUAAUGCUUGCUCAAAGGAAGUUAUCUCGCGUAUUUGCGGUGGAACUAAGAGCUCCAGCAACCCUACGCUCUUUGGUAGCUCUUCAUUGAUUGAAGGAAACAGAAAGCGUUCGGAUUCUGAAUUACGAAUUCCCGGAUCCGCGAUGUUAUCAAGUCCCUACCUUAGACGCCGUUUAAUCGAUCCAUCACACAGUAUUGACGGUACUGCCAGUUUGGAAAUGUUGUGGAGAAAACGCUCUUAUUCAGCGGAAUCUGCACAUUACCUAGAGGAUUCGAGUCCUGGUUUCUCAUCUUCAAAUGUGAUUCACAAAUGCUCGAGUGAAACGGAUAAAUCGUCUCUGAUAAAUAAAGAUCAACCUAUUCCAUGCAUCAAUUCGGAUCUCAAGGUGAAUCGUGACUGUGAUGAAUCAAGUGGAGUCUCUCAACCGUUUUCAAUAAAAAUACGACGAUCAUCAUCUGUGCCAUCUAAAGCUGGGCACAAUAGAGAUUCAUCAAGUAGCAACGACUCUGGAGUCUCUACUGGAUCCCUUAGCCAUCGAAAUGCCGAAUUCGUAGAAUUUGAAUAUUCUUUAACACCUAUUUCUUCUUCGAGAAAGCAAAAUAUCCUUACGAUAUGUCGUAAAAGUCCUCCACCAGUUUGCUAUCAUAGCAGCUUACCGAGAAAAUCAAAAUCUAGUGAUCCACUACGAGAAUUAUCUUUUCAAUUUCAAAAAAUAAAGAUACCAACUAAAUCUUCUUCAGCGGAGGGCGAUAUACCAACAUGUUUGCCCAAAAGUUCAAAAGGAUUCAGUAGUCCAGGAGAAACAUCUGGUACUCCGUAUAUUGACUCAAGGAGUACAAGUAGCGGCACUUCAGAUAUGUCUGAUUAUAUUGAGACACUCUCGCUUUCAUCACACUCUUCGUCUGAUACGCCAGACAGUUUGAGAUUGGGAGGCAGAGCAGUAACAACUACUUUACGUCCUCGUAGUGGAAAAGAGUAUUACAAAUUGGAUCGUAGUAUUUUAACAGAACAAGGACGAGCGACGACAACAACAACACCAUCAAGCUACGCAAACAUUACUCCAGUUUUAGAGAAAAGUGAGUCUCCAUCACCUGGAUAUAUGAGCAGUUCAUCCUUUGAACAACCUCUACAAGCAAGAGAACAUUUUCUUUUUCCUGAGGAAGCUUGAAACGAACGAUAGCAAGUAAAAAUAAAAUACCAGUCUUUCUCACAAUGAAUAGAAGAAUACUAUGAAUAGAAGAUAGUGAUGAACAACUGGGCAACCACGACUAUUUAUACUAUACGCAGAUGUCUGGUGAUUACUGGCAUAUUUUUUGAAGCAUCUAUUUAACUUCCUGAGGUAUGAAAUUGUAAUUGCUACAAUAUGAACAAAAGACAUAUUUCCGACUAAUAUUCAUAUGGAGUAAUCAAGCAACUAAUCACGAUAUUCUCUACAACUCUAUUUAAAUAGGCUCACUUAUCAACUUUUUCUAUACCGUUUUUUAUAUGGGUCUUCCUUUAAUAGGAAUUUUCGAGGUUUUUUUUGUAAAAAAAUAAACAAACCUAGGGUCUUGCGUAUAGUUGAAAUACAGUCAAUAAUCAAAUACUUCCUACAACGACUAAGAGAAUUAUUUCUAAAAUACGCUCAAUAAUGAAAUUUAUAAUAGUAAAUAUAAUAUGAAUCCUGCCCUAGAGUUUAAAAAUGUAUGUAUGUAUUUACUACUUUGGACUACAUUGUUUUUAAAUAUUUUUUAUCUUCACGAGUAUACUUUUUAUAUGGAAAAAAAAAGAAUAUAAAAUAUUAUAAUAAUUCGAAAAUAUACUUAAAGAACAUUUAGUUUAAAUGAUUAAGCUAUUCAAUAAAUUGAUAAAAAAUAAAUUCUGAGUUAUAAACUCACAGGGUUCACGUACUUAACGUUUUAAAUAAGACAAAAUCAAUAAUAGCCUCUAGUGACUUUAUUUUAUGAGAAAAAAGGUAAUAUUAUUAAAUGAAAAAUGUCGUAAUUUUCAAACAAACGAAAGUAGCAUGAAAUUUGCUGACUCGGUAACAAAAAAAAAAUUAAUUGAGCUUCAAAAAUAUGCAUUAAAUGCAUUCAUAAAUCAAUGCUGUUGUUAAUUAAUAUCUGUUCCGAGUUAUGAGCUAAAAAAAGCUUCAAUCUAUAGCCCUAUACAAUCACAUAUGAUAGCGAUAUCAAAUAAUUAAAUUAUAAUAUAUAUUAUUAUAAAAAAAAACUUAAUCAUAAAAAGCAACGAAAUCUUUAUAAAUAUCGCAGCAAUGUACCGUGGCAUUAUCUCAUUCCUAUUGAAUGCAUUUUUAUUUUGUUAGAAAGCUAUUGCUUUCAGUGUUUUUUAUUUAUUAUAAUUAUUUAUUAGAUUUUGAAAUAAGUUGUACUUGAUGUUAUUUCAUUAAAAGUAUGGUAUAAAUGUUUCUUACGUACUAUUCACAACAAACUUCCUAUGCCAAAGGCGUAGUAUAAUGAGUUUUUAUCAUUAGCAUUUUUUUAUAUACUUAUACUUGAAUGUACAUUUUAUAGAGGUAUUUUACAUAAAUUUUUUAUUUAUUUUAAUGCUUCCCUAUUGCUUCUGUAAUUGCCUAAAGUGAAUUGAACUAACUGUAUACAAACAGCUGGAGUUGCUGUCAAUGUAUACAUAUCAAAACGCAAUAAUGAGUGAGUAGAUAAGUAAUGGAUAGAGAAAAUAUUGCAUUUAUAUUUACCUAAAAUUUUGUGCCGAAGUAUAUGUUUCGCAUUGAGAAAAAAAUUAAUUAUUAAUAGUGAAAAUAUUUACUGA
Chelonus insularis is the source of this 5296-nucleotide messenger RNA. RefSeq lists its product as uncharacterized. Gene Ontology annotation, molecular function: protein kinase binding. Lineage: Eukaryota; Metazoa; Arthropoda; Insecta; Hymenoptera; Braconidae. Gene Ontology annotation, biological process: positive regulation of protein tyrosine kinase activity; neuromuscular junction development. The transcript has 6 exons. Bases 273 to 3695 code for a protein of 1140 amino acids. The record is from RefSeq and is a predicted model, not a curated record.